This is a messenger RNA of Daucus carota subsp. sativus, 3380 nucleotides long. RefSeq lists its product as uncharacterized. NCBI's taxonomy places the organism in Eukaryota, Viridiplantae, Streptophyta, Magnoliopsida, Apiales, Apiaceae. The coding region runs from base 1539 to 3209 and encodes 556 amino acids. The record is from RefSeq and is a predicted model, not a curated record. The transcript is spliced from 6 exons.
GUAAUAAAUAAAAUACAAUUUAUUUUUGUUUCCUUAUGUUCUAUGCAGGAAAUUUGAGUCAUUUUGGAAGCCGCUAAAAGGCGGACUUAUUGCCUCUAAAAAGGAACGGAUGAAAGUUUUAUAUUAUCCCUACCCUGUUUGUUUUAAUAAUAUUUGAUACUCCCUCCGUCCCAUCAGAUUCUUUACAGUUUCCUUAUUUGGCUGUCCCACCCAUUUCUUUACAUUACAAAACUUUCCUAAAAUAGUUAAUGGGUCCCACUAUUUUCCCACUUUUUCUUACUUUUCACACUACUUUUACUCCAUUAUCUCUCUUUUAUAUAUUAAAAAUCAGUGGGUCCCGCCACUUCACCCACUUUUCUUUCUCUUUUCUACUACUUUAUACAUAUUUCUUAACCUCCGUGCCCAAACCCAAUGUAAAGAAUUGGGCGAGACGGAGGGAGUAAUUGUUUGGUUUUCGUGCUUAUUAAUAUAUGUUGCGUGUUUUUCUUUAAAAUAAUCCAAAAUGUUUAUAUUAUCGUUAACAACUAUUAUAACUAAUACACACGUAAAAUUUUAUGACUUAAAACUGAUAAUAAAUAGUUUGACCGCGCCAAUUACGUACCCGUCAAAUUUGGGAUUAAUUACGACAUAAAAUAUAGGUUCAAAUAUAAGUUAAGAAGAUUAAUAUAAAGAAAAUCAUAUCCGUGUGCGUAGCACGGGCAAAAAAAGCUAGUAACAUUCUAAUUUUUUAGUUAAAAUUGAAUAGAUAGAUAUCAUAAAUAUUCUUCACUUUGACUGUACAUUUUUUGGUCCAAAAAUUUAGGUAAUAUGGAUGUUAAUAUUUGUCCCUCCAAACCUGUGAGAAUAUUUCACAUAAUUUAUUAAUUUGUUUACAAAAAUUAAUUUGUCCCUCCAAAUCUGUGAGAAUAUUUCUUUUUACAAAAAUUUAAAAUAGUAAUAUCAAAAUUUUAAAAUAUAACCAAUGACUAUAAUCGUUCAAAAAAUUUUAUGACCUGAUAUAUUUUAUGAUCAAACACAUGAUUUUGGACAUUUGAUUGUUUUACUAGGUCUAAAAAUAUUUAGCUAACACAUGUUUUAAAAUUUGGUUGGGAAUCUCGAAUCUUCGUGUGGACGUCUCCUGAACAUUUUAUAUAUUUCCAAGAAUUAUAUCUUUUUUUUUUUUUUUGAAAGCAAAAGGAAUUCAUUGAUUGGGAAUGAGAUUACAAAAGGGCCAGACAAAGCUGACGAUAUGCUAUGAUUAAGUACCUAGAGCAUAUUAAAACUACUACACAUCAAAUUCUCACUUUAUAAUAUUUGGUCUCCCCUCAAUCUGCUAUCAAUCCUAUAUGUUGACAACAAAAUUGUUAGGAUCGCAAAUGGAUUUUCAAAUUUAUCCCCAAUUUUUUAGUUAGGAAAUAUCUAUAAAUCAAUAUUUUGCAGGCAAAAUAUAUUAGAUUUAUUUAUCCCCAAUUUUUGCCUGCUUGGGAGUGAAAAAUCACCCAUGGUAUGCUCUUAGGCAUGAUAUCAAACGCUUUACUCGACGAAAAAACACACAUUGCAUGCAAGGCUCACGGGACUCGCGACUACUAGCCUCUCUUACAACCUCAAAAGAACAUUACUUGAUCAGAGGAGAGACAGAGAGAACAAUGAAGGAGAACACAAAGCAGAGACAUCAUUUACUCCACGAAGGUUCCGAAAGAAUUAUAUUUAAGCACUUGAAAGAUACCAUUCUUUCUCUACCGAAUUUUAACCUCUGUUCUUCAACUAGAUCUUCUUCUAUUUUCUAUUAUUUCCGAAUCUCCGUCUUCAUCUUCCUUCUGUUCUUCGGUGCCUUCAUCUCCACUCGCGUGCUUCAUUCUUCUCUUACGUCUAUUGCUGGAAUCAGAAUUGAACUUCCUAUAAACUGCUCAGCUGGCAAUGCCACUCGAACGUGCCCUGCAAAUUAUUAUCCAGGAAAAUACGAUAGAAGAGACCGGUCUCUAAUGUUAAGUCCACCAGCUGAUCAGUGUCCUGAAUACUUCCGUUGGAUUCAUGAGGAUCUAAGUCCUUGGAGAAAGACCGGAAUCACACUGGAGAUGGUGGAGCAAGCCAGAAGGACGGCAAACUUUCGUUUAGUGAUACUAAAUGGGAGGGCGUAUGUGGAAACAUAUCGUAAAUCAUUUCAAACAAGGGAUGUUUUUUCACUCUGGGGGAUUCUGCAAUUGUUGCGGUUGUACCCUGGAAAGAUUCCUGAUUUAGACCUCAUGUUUGAGUGUGCUGACUGGCCAAUUAUCAAAUCCAGUCUCUACAGUGGUCCUAAUGCCACAGCCCCUCCUCCGUUAUUUCACUAUUGUGGCGACGAUUCCACAUUAGACAUUGUUUUCCCAGACUGGUCCUUCUGGGGAUGGCCUGAGAUUAAUAUAAAGCCAUGGGGUUCAUUGUUAAAGGACCUAGAGAAAGGGAAUGCCAAGACGAGUUGGGUAGACAGGGAACCAUAUGCGUAUUGGAAGGGGAAUCCUGUUGUCGCAAAAUCCAGGAUGGAUCUCCUUAGAUGCAAUGUCACUGACAAACAGGACUGGAAUGCUCGCGUUUAUUCCCUGAACUGGCGUGAAGAAGCACGACUAGGUUACAAGCACUCUGACUUGGCAAGCCAAUGCAUUCACAGAUAUAAGAUUUACGUAGAAGGAGCGACUUGGUCUGUUAGUGAAAAAUAUAUUCUUGCUUGUGAUUCUGUGACCUUGCUGGUGAAGCCACGUUUCUACGACUUCUUUACAAGGGGUCUGAUGCCGAUGCAUCAUUAUUGGCCCAUAAGGGAUGAUGACAAAUGCAGGUCCGUAAAGUUUGCUGUUGAAUGGGGUAAUAGCCACCAGCAGAAGGCGCGUUCAAUGGGUAAAGAGGCAAGCAAUUUCAUUCAACAAGAGCUGAAGAUGGACCAGGUCUACGAUUACAUGUUCCAUCUCUUAAGCCAAUAUGCUAAACUCCUGAAAUACAAGCCUGUCGUGCCUCGAAGAGCAGUAGAACUUUGUUCCGAGACAAUGGCAUGCCCUGCAGAAGGAUUGACAAAGAAAUUUAUGAUGGAGUCGUUGGUAAAAGGUCCCAAGGACGAGAGUCCAUGUGUAAUGCAGCCUCCCUAUGAACCUGCAACUCUUCAAUCCGUUCUUCAGAGAAAACAGAACUCAAUAGAAGAAGUUGAGGGAUGGGAAAAACAUUAUUGGGACAACCAGGGUCAGCUCAAUAGUAAAGCCAACUAAGCGGCAGCUUAGGGACCCAGUGCUAAAAAUGAGUCAAAUUCAGUUGAACCAUUAUAGUCCUUUAUUGUUGAAGAAUGUGGAUGCCAUAACAUGUACAACAACUUUGUGAGUUUGAAGUGCUUGAAAAUAGAAGUAUGUUUUUUCUUUGAAUUUUUUGUUCAGCUUAAACCU